Molecule: messenger RNA, 2446 nt
Organism: Misgurnus anguillicaudatus (oriental weatherfish)
Lineage: Eukaryota; Metazoa; Chordata; Actinopteri; Cypriniformes; Cobitidae
Gene: samhd1a
Product: SAM domain and HD domain 1
Biological process (GO): regulation of innate immune response; dGTP catabolic process; defense response to virus
Cellular component (GO): nucleus
Molecular function (GO): dGTPase activity; protein binding
Source: RefSeq, a predicted model, not a curated record
GGGUUUACGCUCCACCCCGAUAGACGUCGCGAUUGAAGAAUACAGUUCAGUUGAGUCAACACACAGAGAGCGAGUGACAGCACACGCCGGUAUCUCUCUGAAACAGAAAGUUCAACGUGUUUUAUUUGCGUUUAAAGAUGAAUAGACCGAUGAAACGACCGAGAGAAGAUCAAGAUGAAGAGUCUGUGUGGGACGUGAAACGGGUUCAUAAUGAAGAUUUUAUGCGCUGGGGCGUUGAUGAAACAAUCGCAUUUCUCCAGAGAGAGGGACUCGAAGAAUGGGAACAAGUCUUCAGAGAACACAAAAUAUCAGGACAUGGGCUACUAUGCAUUACGGAGGUACAUUUGGAAAAGAUGGGCAUUUCCCCUCUGGGUUCUCGUCUGAAAGUUCUCCACUGUCUUCAGAAGCUCUGGCAAAUCUCAAAUGAUGACAUGAAGGUUUUCAAUGACCCCAUCCAUGGCCAUAUUGAAAUGCAUCCUUUACUAGUCCGCAUCAUAGACACGCCUCAAUUUCAGAGGCUUCGUCAUAUCAAACAGCUGGGAGGAGCUUACCUAGUAUUCCCUGGGGCUUCACACAACCGCUUUGAACAUUCAAUUGGAGUGGGAUAUUUGGCAGGAUGUCUAGUACAGGCUCUUAAUGAGAGACAACCGGAGCUACUCAUCACAAGGCAAGACACUCUUUGUGUCCAGAUUGCUGGGCUGUGCCAUGACUUGGGUCAUGGCCCUUUCUCUCAUAUGUUUGAUAGCAUGUUCAUCCCUAAAGUUCAACCUGGAGAGAAAUGGAAGCAUGAGAUGGCCUCAGUUCAGAUGUUUGACCACCUUGUGAAGGUAAAUGAUCUUGAAAAGGUGAUGGAACAGCACGGGUUGACUCUUCCCGAUGACCUUAUAUUCAUUAAAGAACAGAUUGCCGGGCCCCUGGAUGCAUCUAUCCUAGACACUACGCAAUGGCCAUAUAAGGGCAGACCGAAGGAGAAAUCAUUCCUGUAUGAAGUAGUGGCUAAUAAAAGGAAUGGCAUUGAUGUAGACAAAUGGGAUUAUUUUGCUCGAGACUGCUAUCAUCUUGGUAUACAGAACAAUUUUGACUAUCAUCGUUUCCUCAAGUUUGCCCGAGUGUGUGAAGUAAGAGGAAAAAAGCACAUUUGUACCAGAGACAAGGAAGUUGGUAAUCUCUAUGACAUGUUUCAUACCCGGAACUGCCUUCAUCGGCGGGCGUAUCAGCAUAGAGUGGGCAACAUCAUUGAGACAAUGAUCACAGAGGCCUUUGUAAAGGCUGAUCCUCAUAUCAAGAUCCAGGGCUCCUCAGGCAAGAUAUUUACAAUCUCUUCAGCUAUAAACGACAUGGAGGCCUACACCCAACUUACAGAUCAUAUAUUUGAGCAGAUUCUGCACUCAUCCACACCGGAACUGGCUGAUGCACGUGCAAUCUUAAACAACAUCGUCUGUAGACGUUUGUACAAAUGUGUGGGUCAGACCACACCAGAGACACAUGUGGAUGUGUCACAGGAAAAACAGCUUGACUGGGCAAAAGAAGUGGCCAAUUGCAAACCCAGUGGCGUAGAUGAAAACCUAAUGCCUGAGGACUUUGUAGUCAGUGUCAUUCAAAUGGAUUAUGGAAUGAAGGAGAAAAACCCCAUCAACAACGUCCACUUCUACUGUAAAAAGGAUCCCAGUAAAGCCAUCAAGAUUCGCAAAAACCAGGUGUCCAAACUCCUGCCGGAGCGGUUUGCUGAGCAGCUUAUCAGGGUGUACUUUAAAAAGACUGAUGACAGGAGCCUGGAAGCUGCCAGAAAGUGUUUUGUCCAAUGGUGCAUGGACAAAAACUUCAAUAAACCACAGGAUGGAGAUAUAGUUGCUCCAGAGCUCACCCCCCUUAAAAAAAACUGGCAAACCAAUGAAAGAGACGAUGAAGACAGUGAGAUAGAUGAUGAUGAUAAAGAUGAGUACACUGAUAUUACAGAUAAAACGCCCAAAAAGACUGGUCGUAACGUAAAAGUGAGCCUUUUUCAAGCUUAGUUGCUCUUUGUUGAACAACUUGACUGGGAAUUUUUUCUCAUAGCUAUAACUUUUUAUGACAACUGUGCUUUUCUUAAACAUGAGGAAAUCCAAAGGCAUUGGGUAGAAAUGCUCACCAGUCUGCCAGUAUUCAAUCUCAAUAGUAGGUCAAAGCUAAAAAAAAAAGGAAAUUGUUUUGAAAGUUGUUUUGAAGGUUUUGUGUAAUAUUUAGCAUUAUUGUUGAUAUGCUUUUGCCUUUUUUAUGCCACUGAGUGAACUAUCAUGUUUAUUUCUUAAAUUGUUUUAUUGUGUUUCAGUGAUACCAGGUCACCAAAAAGCAGUUUGUAUUUAAAACUUAUUUUUAUUAUUUAUUUUAUUAUUUUCCAACCUGACUGUUACUGUGUUUCCCAAAACAUAUUUGUAAAUCUUUCACAGUAAAAAUGAAUGUGAAAGCA